CCUGUGCGAGCAACAGCACAGUCACAUUUGCAUCAAGUGGAUACAAAUUGAACGUUCUGUGCUGCGUCACUACAUUCCACUUUUAGGAGAUCUCUCCAAACUAAUCAUGCCGGAACCAUCCGUCAAAGCGCCCAAGAAGGGCUCCAAGAAAGCCGUCUCUAAGGCCGUCAGCAAGACCGGCAAGAAGAAGAGAAAGACCAGGAAGGAGAGCUACGCCAUCUACGUGUACAAGGUGCUGAAGCAGGUCCACCCCGACACCGGUAUCUCCUCCAAGGCCAUGGGCAUCAUGAACUCGUUUGUGAGCGACAUCUUUGAGCGCAUCGCCGGCGAGGCCUCCCGUCUGGCUCACUACAACAAGCGCUCCACCAUCACUUCCAGGGAGAUCCAGACCGCCGUGAGGCUGCUGCUGCCCGGGGAGCUGGCCAAGCACGCCGUGUCUGAGGGCACCAAGGCCGUCACCAAGUACACCAGCUCCAAGUAAACCUGCUGGGACACCAACAACACAACGGCUAUUUUAAGAGCCACCUACUUCAUCUAAAGAGCUCUUCCUGUUACUACCAGUGCGUUAUACUACAUUAAUUAAUUUCAAAAAUGCUUAAGUUAACUAUAGUAACAGAGGAUGAACUGUAGAAUAAAUGUGAGAAGUUCAGUAAACUCUCACAGAGAGGACUGGAUGAGAAACUGGACACAAACCAGUAGAAAUUAUUAAAAAGGAGCUCCACAGUGUUACAGGUGAAUGACUUUCACUCUGAAAUAAAAUUAUGAAUUCUGUUAAUGACUGUGCUGCUACCUCAAAAUGGGAUAUGUAGGACGUUUUUGACCACAGGAUUGCACCUAAAUGAAAUAGAUUAUAGGUUCAAUGCCAUUUCACCAGUAACAUUAAACUUAUUAAAU
This is a messenger RNA of Perca fluviatilis (European perch), 894 nucleotides long. RefSeq names its product histone H2B 1/2-like. Bases 107 to 481 code for a protein of 124 amino acids. The transcript has a single exon. NCBI's taxonomy places the organism in Eukaryota, Metazoa, Chordata, Actinopteri, Perciformes, Percidae. The record is from RefSeq and is a predicted model, not a curated record. Gene Ontology annotation, cellular component: nucleosome. Gene Ontology annotation, molecular function: DNA binding; structural constituent of chromatin; protein heterodimerization activity.